AUGUCCUACUUUUAUACGGCUGCUGUGUUUGACCCAUUCUAUAAAAUAGCAACGGAAGCACUGUUGGUCCUGCAACAGCUGGUAAAAGUUAUUCGCCCGCUCAAUAUUCAAGUGAACUUUGAUUUUACUCCGUACGUCCAACCUAUUUAUACGAGCACGUUGCAAAAGCUACGAUCGCCUGAAGUUGAUCAAGAAGUAAAAGAACGCGCUAUUGCUUGCAUGGGCCAAAUCAUCGCAAACAUGGGCGAUGUUCUACAACAGGAACUUAAUACAUGUUUGCCGCUGUUCAUGGAAAGGCUACGUAAUGAGGUGACCCGACUCAGCUCUGUUAAAGCCCUCACCAUGAUCGCAGCCUCUCCUUUGCGAGUCAAUCUGAGCCCUAUUAUGGGAGAAGUCGUACCAGUUCUAGGUUCAUUUUUGCGAAAGAACCAACGAGCUUUGAAGCUUAACUCACUAACACUUUUGGAUACUCUGGUUACCCAUUAUAAUCAAUUCAUAGACCCAGUUCUUCUCAGGAACGCUGUUUCCGAAGUUCCGCCGCUUCUAUCUGAAUCGGAUCUUCAUGUUGCACAACUUUCGCUCGUACUACUAACAUCUGUAGCUCGACAGCAACCGCAAGCACUAGUUGGAGUUCACGAACAAAUUCUCCCCGAAGUGAUGACUCUCGUACGGUCUCCAUUACUGCAAGGAACAGCUCUUAACUGUACUUUGAAUCUGUUCCAAGCUUUGGUACACGCUAAUUUACCGGGACUAGGCUACCGUCAUCUACUUGCUCUGCUGAUGCAUCCGAUUCUCAAUCAGCAGCAAGGACAGUUGUUGCACAAACAAGCAUACCACUCGCUGGCUAAAUGUAUCGCCGCACUCACUCUGCAGGUUCCAAAUGAAGCUGUAGGAGUAGCUAGAGAGUUUCUGCAUGAGAUCCAGAAUCGCCGCAGUGAUGCUCAUCUGGUUUUCUAUCUUUUAACCAUCGGCGAAAUCGGACGUCAUUUUAAUCUUAACUCUAUCGACUCACUGGCCCAGAUCAUUUUGAACUGUUUCUCGGCAUCAUCGGAGGAUGUUAAGGGAGCUGCAUCACAUGCGCUCGGGGCGAUAGCCGUUGGCAACUUAAAACAAUAUCUGCCGUUCAUACUGGCCGAGAUCGAAGCUCAACCUAAACGUCAAUAUCUUUUGUUGCAUUCGCUGAAAGAAGUUAUUUCAUCGCUAUCCACGUCUAAGCAAGGACUGGAACAAUUGCUUCCUUCGGUGCCCUCGAUCUGGACUGAGUUAUUCAAACACUGUGAAUGUUCGGAAGAAGGAUCCCGAAAUGUAGUUGCUGAAUGUUUGGGCAAAUUAGUUUUGGUCAAUCCCGAAGAAUUGCUGCCUCAACUGCAAAUGGCAUUGAGAAGUGAAAGUCACCUCAUGCGUACUGCAGUUGUUUCUGCCAUCAAGUUUACUAUUUCCGAUCAACCACAACCCAUAGAUCAGCUGCUGCGUCAGUGCAUUGGACAGUUUUUGUUCGCCCUCCAAGAUCCGGAGCCGGCUGUUCGUCGAGUUGCUCUGGUCGCCUUUAAUUCGGCCGUUCAUAACAAACCAAGUCUGGUACGCGAACUGCUUCCGGAACUUCUACCACAACUGUACUCCGAAACUAAAGUUAAGAAAGAUCUUAUUCGCGAGGUUGAAAUGGGUCCGUUUAAACACACAGUGGACGACGGACUCGACAUUCGAAAGGCUGCCUUCGAAUGUAUGUACACGUUGCUGGAACAAGGGUUGGAUCGCGUUGAUAUUAUGCAGUUUUUGGAACACGUGCAAGCCGGUCUUAAAGAUCACUACGAUAUCAAAAUGUUGACUUAUUUGAUGACUGCUCGUUUGGCUGUUCUGUGUCCAUCAGCAGUUUUACAAAAAUUGGAUCAGUUUGUGGAUCCCCUCCGAGCAACGUGCACUCUAAAGGUGAAGGCAAAUUCGGUCAAACAAGAGUACGAAAAACAAGAUGAGCUGAAGCGUUCCGCAUUGCGUGCUGUUGCUGCACUUUUGAAUAUUCCGAAAGCAGAUAAAAAUCAGCACCUAGCCGAAUUUCUGUCUCUGAUUCGCAGUUCUUCUGAGUUGCAACCGCUCUUUGAAUCGGUACAAAAGGAUUCAUCUGUUCUGACCAGUAGCAACGCCGACAGUCUCUCGAUGGACCAAAGCUAGGUGUUAUGCAAGAACAGUGGCAGUGGCGACAUCUGCAGUGCAGUGGUCUCGCGCUAUUGGUUCAAGAAACGAAAGGUAUGGUAAAUAAGCUCAGCUGGCGAGAUUGGCUUUAUUAUCUUUUAAAUGUAUUGCGACACUCGUGACAGCCUCUUACAACAAAUGUGAUCGUGCUUUGAUUCAUCGUCGACAGAGAUUUUAAUUACAAAAGAGAUACAAUUUGCGAAACACAAAAUAAUACAUUAUGUCCUUUCAGUGAGUAACACCAUUGGGAACUGAUUUGCAUUUAAUUUGAGCUAUUUCUUAACUCUUGUUUCAUUAAGCCAAUUACAUGUCCCACAUUUAUAAUAAAAAAAAGGCUAAGAAAACGAACUUGAUAAAAAAUAAUAAAAAAUAUAAAUGAGUUGAAGAACGCAUCGAAUUGACUCGUUGUAAAUGCAGCGAUCGCGUUUUAAAACAAUAUCACAACUCGUUCUUCUUUUUGAUUAUGAAUCAUUAAAUAACACUCUCAUAUGAUCUAGAAGUAAAUGGAUACAAAUUUCUGUUACUAAUAACAGAUUUAAAUAUUAAUAACAAAAUAAAAAAUAUGCUGUCUGA
This is a messenger RNA of Uranotaenia lowii, 2760 nucleotides long. Its product is annotated as cullin-associated NEDD8-dissociated protein 1-like. The transcript is spliced from 5 exons. The record is from RefSeq and is a predicted model, not a curated record. Bases 1 to 2166 code for a protein of 721 amino acids. Lineage: Eukaryota; Metazoa; Arthropoda; Insecta; Diptera; Culicidae. Gene Ontology annotation, biological process: SCF complex assembly; protein ubiquitination. Gene Ontology annotation, cellular component: nucleus.